UGGGACUCGUCUCGCGCACGCAAUCGUUCGUUGCGAUCUUUCUGAAAGUAAGUGCAAUAAACGUAUCGUGUUCUGUUUUGUUUUCCAUUUACCUGAUAAGUUACGUCUAAGUACUGGAUUACUUUCUGUUACCCUGAAGACGUGCUGUUUGGAGACUUACGUUCGGAAAGCGUGUGAAAAUCGUCUACUUCAGUGAGCGGAUAAAAAAGCAGAACCGUGUUUUCGAUCCCCGCUACCAGAGCACCAGAAUGAGCGUGACGGGUGAAGGUGGGCUAAGCGGGGCUUGAUGGCACGGUGACGAAGCAUGAGACGAUCGCACAUUGCCGCCCUGUUGCGGCUGCUCGUAUUCGCUGGUGCCACGUAUUUUGCAAAUCCAUACACUAGCGAAGAGCGAGUUGACCUAAGCCAAGUAUGGGUGGAAAUACCUACCACGCUGGUAGCACUCGGAGGAGAUGUACAUAUCUUCGUUCGCGGCGUCUCCGAUGCCAGUUUACGGGCUCGGAUCGCGCGAGAAGACGACGAAGGCCGUACUCUUCUAGCCACAAUGCCUCUCGCUCUAGAUGCCGAAAGCCGAAUGACGAUACCAUGCGGCUACUUUUCAAGGGGAGGCAUAUACUACCUCGAACUAGUCGCCGAUAAAGAAUUCCUCGAAUAUAACUUCACUGCUAAAGUCAAAAGGGACUUAACGGAAGGAGGUAUUAUGGAAACCGGUGAUAGUGUUGUUAAGUCGUGGAAGUUUGACGUUCUGUGGCCGACAGCUAAUUUGGAUGUGACUCCUGAACAAAUUCAAACGUAUCCGGAGAGACAAGUGACGGCUAUACUCGAGUUUCCCAAAGUUGUUUGUACCCCAGUUGAAACUGGAGCAGAUUUUUGGUUGGAGUUGCUUUACUGCGGACAUUCCAGCGGUGGGGCUGUGCUGUGUGAUGGUAGAAAUACCAGCUCGCACGCCCACGUCUUGUAUUCCGAACAGAUGCAUGGAUUCCCUGGCCGAAGGACCAUGACUCUUCGAUGUGAGUUGUUUGGACAAGCUGGAGACUACGCUCUCACACUGAGACCAGCAGCUGCUUCCGGACCUCAGGACUUAGCCACUGCAUUCGUAAAGGCGGAUUGGUCAGAGCAAUUUGUGCUUAACGUCCACGGUGGAUCCGUGUUCCCUUGCGGAGAGGGGGUGCGGGUUCUAUUCCAGUAUCCGGAGUGUGUUCUGGAGGGGGUUGACCGGGUACGAGUGUUUGGCAGAGAUGCAGACAGACUCCGUUAUGUAGCUGAGAGAAGAGUCCGCAGGGGUCAACACACAGCGUCUUUUGAUUGCCGCCUCUUCAGUGAAAGGUAUCCUGAGUACUGCUUCGUGUACGUCUCACAGGCUGUCACUGGUGCAGUCGCGGAUGUUAGAAUGGAUUGUCUACCGACGUUACCUCUCUCAGAAGGUGGCGCUGGUGGUUGGGGAGAGUGGUCGCCGUGGUCGGCCUGUCCAGCGCCCGCGCAUUGUUCUACCAGAACCCGCAGCCGACAUCGCUUCUGUGACUCGCCCCCACCAGCCUAUGGGGCUAAAUACUGCGAGGGUCAAGCUGUAGAGUUAGCAGCUUGCGAGUGUACUGGCCCUUCCUGGCCCGGAGAUUCUUCAGUGGUGGUGGCAGAAAUUGGAGCUCGGUGCCGCUGUGGAUGUGUUCUCCACUUGGCUCCCUUGGCCAGACUCCUGGCUGGUUCUGCUAGAGCCUGCCCGGCGAGGUCUUUCUGGCUCCUACAGGCUGAAGAGGGUUUAAUAGUAAAGGUACGCUUCGAAGCGGUGAGGCUCCCUUGCGCCGGACAAGCCCUGCGAGCUCGUGAUGGGGACUCUCUCGGAUCUCCUCUACUGGCCUCUUGGGAUGGACCAGACAGCUCAGCUAUGUCUGAUGGUGUGGAGAGCACGACAGAUAGCAGUGGCAUGGUGGAGAUAGCUGGUGGAAGACAUAUCCUUGUGGAGCUCCGCUCAGCAGACACAAGCCCUCGAUGUGCAGGCGGAUUCCUGGCACACGCUACACAAAUUGAGCCAGUGCGGAAUGCUUCCGCGGCAUGGGCUUCAGUAGCCGGCACGUCGUGGUGGCGAGGUGGAGGUGCAGCUCGUGCUGCAGCCGGCACCCUCGCCGUCCUCGCAGCAGUUGCAGCGCUGGCCCUGGCAGCACAUUCAGCACACCGCACCAGAGCUUACCAGCGCGCCGCUGAUAAGGAGUCACUGACGGACAGUGAUGCAUGUUCAGCAUCCUUGGAGCUUGGCAGAACAGCAUCUGGGUCGCGCAGCACGCUCCUGUCUGAGGUGGUGGGGGGAGGGGUGUCCCUCCGACGUUUGCUACCCGGGAGGAGCAGGCAUGUUCGACUAAGGGACUCUGAUCGCAACUCAGAGCAUAUGGAACAAAGAGAUGAUGACGAUCCACAAUCAGACUUGGAAGCAGACUCCGCCAGCCAGGGGAGUGAAGGUAGCGCUGCCAGCCAAGCCACGGUCACCCCAGAAAAUAUAUCUUCUAGCAGCGCUCCGCCGUUGACCAACACCCACCAUUCGCCACUGCGCCGCUCGCAUACUGUCUCCACAAACGUCUCAGCACAAAUAACUUCACCACCAGAAGCCUCAACGAGUGAAAUAACAGCAGACAUAAGCACAAGUGCCACCACAGUGAGUGAGAGGGACAGCUAUAGCGAGAAGGACAAAGACAGUAUGUGGGAUAAGGACAGAAGUGAGAGUCGAACCUCUUCUGUCUCAGCUGCAACACUAACUAACGGAUGGUACUCCCCAGCUCUGAGUGGCGUGUCUUCAGCAAGGAUUCGCGACAACCCGAAACACACCAAAGAGAAUUGCAACAGGAAACUACUAAGAUCCGAUCUGAGCCUUACGUCACACCCGGAAAUGGAAAUAGAUUAUUAUGAUUAUGAAGUGAAUAAUGCGGGUUCUGUACCAGGAUCUUAUUUAGGAAUGGAUCCAGCGUUUUUGGUAUGGAUUCCACCCAUUGAAGAAGGUGACAUUAUAAGAGAAAUGGACAAUAGCAGAGCACCUAUAUAUGAGGAAGUUAUACCGAAAGAGCUUCGACCAGAUCCAGGUAGCAAUACAGAAUCACCUGAAGAUCGUCCAGCAUCAAGUACAUUAAAGAGAAACUCAGACAAUCGCUCCCACCGAUCCAACGAGUCAAUAAAAUCAACCCGAAGAGAACGUGGCAACAUGAUACACCCCUUAAACUUCAGUAUUAGUGACAUGCAAGGCUCACCGAGACUUGCUAAACGUUACAAGAAAAAGAAAGAAGAAAAUCACGUGGUAAUACCAAUGAAAAACUUAACUCUAAAUAUAUCUCCUGUGAAAGUACAUAAAAGAGAAAAAGACGACUUUACUUUAAAGAGAGUAAGCGAAAGUCGAGAGAAAGAUUCAACGUUGAAAAGGAAUGAUUUUAACGAUAUAAGAUAUGCAGAUGAUUCGGAAUCAUCUAAUGAUAUUAAGUUUGCUGACGAUUCGCCAGAUAGCAAUAGACUAGUCGAUAAAUUUGAUGUUAAAGUAUAAACUGUUGAGUUUCGUAAGUAAUCUAAUAUAGAUAUGGUUAUAGAUGAGUAUGUACCUAUAUUUACGCAGGAAUUCUUUUGAAUUUCAAUUCUGCAAGGAUUUUUUCUUAAAACCGAACCAGUUGGUAAUAAUUGUUAUAAUAAAAAUGAUAUUUUCUCGAUAAAAGCUCGAGUUAUUUACAUCAUAUUAGUUUACGAAGAACAAUCUUUUAUUUAUUCGAUUAUUGGAAAUCGGUUUUAGUUAUUAGAAAAAAAGGAUAAUUUCUCUAUUAAAGCUCGAAUUAUUUAUAUUUUAUAUUAGUUUACGAAGAAUUCUCUUUAAUCGAUAAUUGUCAAUUCGCUUUAGUUAUUUCAAAACAAAACUUUGUUUUUAAUUGAUCAGUAUGCCAAACAGAAGCUCUGAAGAACAUUUUAUUUGUGUUUCAGCCAAAUUCUUUAAAAUCAUUUGGUAUUUUAGCUAACAUCUCGCGUAUUUAUUCACUAAUUAUUAAAAUUAAUAAUAAGUCUUAAUGGUAAAGUAGCCAUCGUCAACCAUUAGCCGUAUGGACCAAAUGAUAAGUAGAACCAUUCAUAUCACCAAUCUAUCAAUAUUAUAUUUUCCAAAGAAUAUCAUAUAUCACAUAACAUUGUAGUAUUAUUAAAAUGAGACUUUUAUAUUCGAAUCAUAAAUCUUACAUGGCUUAUCUUUUCAAAACGCUACUUAAUUCAUUAUUGGCUUGAUUUUUAUUGGAAGACUGACAUUUUUGGGCAGUGCAAUACUUUUACAUUUUUAGGAAAAUUAUGGGCUCUUCUUCUAGUAAAUUCUAAAUUAUCUGUGAAAUUUUCAAUUAUUAUUGUCAGUGCGAUGUCUUACAGGCUGUAAUUUUUUGUUAUUUAAAAUUUCAAGCCUUACUAUUAAGGAUUGGUCUCCGCUGCUUAGUUUUUGACACUCAAUGGCAUCUUUUAAAUUUUACAUUGAAAUUUAUAAAAUACAAAAACUUACUGAUGACGUGCAAUGACGUUCUAUGGUAUAGAACGUCUUUGAUGAUAUGUGAUCCCAGUGUCUUUCUUAUAUCUUGUAGUAUUAUUUUUACAAAGUAUUACUACGCGACCCGGUUUUACUUUCAAUUAUUAGUAAAGUUUAACUGAACAUGUGGCACUCCAACAUCAGACAUUGUUACAGACUGGCUCAAGUACGCCAACUUGGGCGUAGUAUUAGUUGCCGCACUUUGCGACUACGACUACGGUAUCUAGUUGGAGACCAAACCUUUAUCUAAUUAUACGAAAUUAUUAUUGUCAAUGCGAUGUCUUACACCCUCAUUAUUUUGUGUUACAAUUAAAAUAACUAGUAUUAUUCAUUUACAAUGAAAUAUUAUGCGCGCAAUUGUAAAGGUAUUUUGUACCCUCUUCAAAAGUUUUUUGAAAAAUGGUUUGUAAACUAUUAAGGAUUAAAUAGACGGACGGAAAAAGAUUAUUUAUUAUUGUGCAAUACUAUAUUAAAUACAUAAAUAAGUGUAAGUAUCUAAAGCUUAUUCGAGACUAUAUUAACCAGUUCUUCUAGUGGGAGGCUCCUUUGCACCGGAUGCCGGCUAGAAUUUCGGUACCACAAAAGAGCCUUUUUCUGCCGUGAAACAGUAAUGUGUAAGCAUUAUUGUGUUUCGGUCUGAAGGGCGCCGUAGCUAGUGUAAUUACUGGGCAAAUGAGACUUGACAUCUUCUGUCUCAAGGUGAUGAGCGCAAUUGUAGUGCCGCUCAGAAUUUUUGGGUUUUCAAGAAUCCUAAUUGUAACGGGCAGGGCGUAUCAAUUACCAUCAGCUAAACGUCCUGCUCACCUUAUUUUUUUUUAAAGUUUUUAAGGAAAAAAUAAAAAAAAAUUGAGUACCUUAACCAUCGAUUUAAUCCUUAUAGUUUGCAAGUUGUUAUACUUUUAACAUUAAGUAGAAGUCUGAAUAAGUUGUAUUAUUCACUAAGAUUUUUACCGUGACUACUUAUAUUCUUCUGGUCAAUAUUCAUUUUUUAAUUUAUUAGAUUAAAUUAUAAUUAAUUGCAGAUAAUAACUAUUUAGUUUUAAUCCAAUGUGAUUCGACUAGUCAAUUUAAAAUUUAUUUAGUUGUUAUUAUUUGAAAAUUUUAUUUGUGCAAUUAUUAAUUUUAUAUUAUUGAAUAGAUCUAGUUAUUCAUAUACAUAUAGACGGAGCUGCGGUUUAGUGAAUUAAUUGAAACUUAAAUUUGUGUGGUUAAUUUCUGCUAAUAAUAGAACAAACAUUUAUUAGUUUCGUUCGUGAGCAUAAUAAAUUAAAUACAUUAAAAAUGGACGUAAUUCCAGAAAAACGUUCCAAACCACAAUCAUGUCAAAAUUGAGUUAAGAACACAAAACUGGUCACGUGAUUCAUAUUAACGGACUGACAAAAAAUGGCAGACUUAUUGUCACUCUUUAAAUGAUGAAUGACUUAGUAGCCCAACCCACAUGCAUGGAAUACACUAAUAUUUAUUAAGCUUUAACGACGAAUUCCUUAAAAUGAGAUGUUUGUGACUUGUUUUUCAGGAACUACGUCCAAAUGAAGGUCGCAUAUAGCAAUUUAAUAUAUUCGAAGAAACAUUAAUCGUAAAAUUAUUUUGAAAAAUAGAUGUUCAAAAGAUAAAGCGGAAAUAUUUGUACAAUAAGAUAAAAUUCAUUCGCAUACGAUAAGUACUAUGAAACGCUAAUUAAUAAUAAAUUUAGCCACGCUACCUUUUUUACAGCCCACGUUAGCCAGAUCCAUGUAGACUGGCAGAGCUCCGUCUAAGUAUGUAAAUAGUCAAAUGUAUAGAUCUCUGCCCUUCAUCGUACCACUGCAACCACCAUAUUUUUUUAAUUUAACGCAAGAAAUACAUCAUUACCUAUUACAAUAGAAAAAGACAUUCACACUUAGGUUUAAUAUCAACAAAGAAAUAAUUUUCAUUCGUCUAUUAGGCGGGGUUUUAGUUCAAUUGUGUUUCGACUGCGCUUAGAAUACAAUGCCACGCAAUGAUAAAGUUCAGUGUUGUAUUUUAGUUAAGUGCCCCUUACGAAAUUUUAUAACUACCUUGAUAUUGUUUAUCUUUUUGCUAAAUAAUAACAUUUGAAUUGCUAAAACAAAAUGUUACUACUUCUAAUGAGCAAGAGACUUUGAACAUUACUGCCACGAAAUAAGGUGUUGAUUUCAAUAAAUGUUUUAAUGUUAUCUGUAUAAGCUAAUAUGUACGUUUAUACAACUAUGGUGACCUAAUUGGCGAUUGAGAGUUUAACUAUUUAUUGUACGUCAAUAUUUGUAGCAAUAGAGAUAAUAUUAGUCCAAUUAAAAAUAAGGGACAUAAUGUACCGACUAACAUCUUGGUGUUAGAUAAUAUAAAGUCAUAUAUUAUGAGGGUAGUAAUAAGUUACCCUCAUCAUUUAUUCCUAAAGCACCAAAAGAAUUAUAAUUUAACUCUAUUAUAUCGAAUUGUCAAGGAUCCAGGGCUCUGUGAACGGCUAGAUCUCUUGGCGUUGCGUAGAGACGUCGCUUUCCUUUGUGUCUUCUACCGCAUUUAUCACGGGGAGUGUUCCGAAGAGCUGUUUGAAUCGAUUCCUUGCAAUUGUAUCUUCGCUCGAGAUGCCACAGUGCAGUCUUUAAGGAAUUUUCUUCCCGUACAACCUUGCUGCGGAAUGAGCUUCUUGUGCGGUGUUUCCAGGACGAUACGACACGAGUACUUUCAAGACUGUAAACGCUUCUGUGAUUGUUCUGGUGUUGCAGGAAAAUGUUAGCGGCGGUUAUCACUUAACAUCAGGUAACCCGUAGGCUCGUUUGUUCUCCUUUUCCAUUUAAAAAAAUCAUAAACGGUGGUACGAUGUGAUUGGCAGAGAUCUUAGCUAACUAUGAGUAUAAAAGCAAUAUAAGAAAAGUCCAAAUGUACUAAAUAGUUUAACAUAACUCUAUUAGUUGGUCUUCGUAAUAAAGUCCUUUUGUUUUAUACUUUAA
Leptidea sinapis is the source of this 7470-nucleotide messenger RNA. RefSeq lists its product as uncharacterized. Lineage: Eukaryota; Metazoa; Arthropoda; Insecta; Lepidoptera; Pieridae. Bases 305 to 3517 code for a protein of 1070 amino acids. The transcript is spliced from 20 exons. Gene Ontology annotation, cellular component: cell periphery. The record is from RefSeq and is a predicted model, not a curated record.